AGAAAAGACUCGGACAAGCGUCGUCGUCGGAUGAUCGUAAUCAUAUUUGGCAAAUGGCCGCUAGCCUCAGAUCCUCGUUGACGGUAACAGCAGUUAGUAGAGAGCGUUGAGUGUUAAAUGCAGUCUGUUGGUUCGGUUACUGACGUACGUUAUUUUAUUCGAGUUGUUUUAAAGGGUUAGUGAAUACCGGGGAGAUGUGAUCCAGUGAAUUUUAGGUCGCCAAUAUGGAAGAGAGCGGUAAAAAAUGUUUUGUGUAAUGUGAGCAAUGAACAGUGUUAAAAUCGGUGUAAUGAAAUCGGUGUCAGAGAGUGACUUGGGCGUGGAAGAGGUUAAAGUGUCAGGAGGAAAGUCGGUGCCAAGAAUCGACGGGGAUUCGGCGCUUGUCAAUAAAAAUUCAGAUACGAAUACGAGCAGUGCCAGAUUUAGACGGACUUUUACUUUGCCCAAAAAUCCAUUUCAGAAAGCAGCUUUGGGCAAAAUGUCUAAACGUCGUAUAAAACAUAAGGACUCGUCUAAGGAUUCGUCAAACACGACGACUACUAUAACCACCUCGACCCAGAGCGUUAAGGGAAACUUAAAAAGCAACUUGGACCAGAAUAAUCACCACCAAAAUCAACUUCACGGAUCCAAUUUCUCCCAUCAUGGAGAGCGACAAGCUGACAACAACAAACAAGUUAACAGAAAAAUCUUCAGACGACCUUCCUGGAAGAAAUUGAUCAACAAAAUGGUACAGCACAUGUCGAGCGUAGGGAUUCAGCAUCAGAAACCUACAAAUUGCGAUAGCUUGAGUCUCAGUACAAACGAUAUCAGGGUUCCACCUCCGAGACCAGCGCACAUACCUCUGGAUCGAGUUCCCGGUGUAAUAGGUCUCAGGAAUCACGGAAAUACCUGCUUUAUGAACGCUGUCCUUCAGUGCUUGUCGCACACUGAUAUUUUGGCGGAGUAUUUUGUUCUCGAUCAGUAUAAAGUUGAUCUAUCGAGAAGGAAUAAACUAAACUCUAAGAAAUAUGGAACCAAGGGUGAAAUUACUGAGCAGCUUGCACUGCUCCUCAAGGCAAUAUGGAGUUGCCAAUACGACCCGGAGAUGAGCACUGCCUUUAAAAGUGUUGUAGAUAAAUACGGGAGUCAAUACAGAGGAAAUCUGCAGCAUGACGCUCAAGAAUUUCUGCUUUGGCUUUUGGACAAAGUACACGAGGACCUGAACCAGGCUACCAAAAAGAAGUACAAGAUUAUAAAGAAUUCUUUUGGCAGACCAGAUGACAUAGUGGCGGCGGAAACUCUCGCUAAUCACGUGAGAUGCAAUAAUUCAUUCGUCCACGCGGUCUUCCAGGCACAAUUUCGGUCGAGUUUGACCUGCCCGAGAUGCCACAGGCAAUCCAAUACUUUCGAUCCUUUUUUAUGCGUUUCUGUACCGGUACCGCAAAAUCAAAAACAGAUCAAUUUGUUUAUAAACGUUCUUUACACGUCGCAACAACCGAGACAGGUGAAAAUUGGCGUGAGCGUCAAUCAAGCGGCGAACGUCAAAGAACUGAGAGAAAUAUUAGCCAGCGAUACCGGAAUACAGGAAGAUCACAUGCUUCUUACAGAAGUACACGACGAGGGAUUUCACAGGACCUUUUCCGACUGCCAGCCAUUAUCUGUGAUUACGGAAAACGAUCCGCUCUAUUGUAUAGAGUUACCUCAGCUAAAGGAACCUACGGAGCAGGCUUAUAUUUUACUCGUAUGGAUAAACGUUCUGGUCAAAGGUGAUCUCAGGGAGAGAUUCGGUAGUCCUUACACGAUGCAGGUGUCCAGAGAAACUUCGUACGAAGAUCUUCAGAAACUGUUGCUCAAAGAGAUGCAUACGACAUUGUCGGACGAUGUUUUGACAUCCAGUCAGAGUCCGGGUCUCUUUAAUAUCAGAGUAGCGGAUCCCGCCGCCACUCCUGUACAGGACGAGCAUCCUUGCAUAGAUCCUUGCAUCGAGCACCCCCUUUACACGGAACAAAUCGAACAGGCUCUGGCUCUCUGUGCGGAUGAUUCGGGACCGCAACACGUCAAAUUAAUCCUGGAAUGGGACGAAGCUACGAAGGGUAACAUCAUUCAGGACGAUUCCGACCAGAUAGAAGAACACGCUAGCGUCAAACAGUUGAAGACUAACUCCGAACAAGGAGGUGCUGUCACGCUGGAGGAGUGCUUCGAUCUUUACACAAGAGCCGAAGUGCUGGGAGCAGAGGACGCUUGGCACUGUCCGUAUUGUAACAGAAAACAAGAAGUUGUUAAGAAACUUGGACUCUGGUCCCUGCCGGAUAUUCUGGUAAUUCAUUUGAAAAGAUUCAAGCAACAGUCCAAGCAAAGGUCCACCUCCAAAUUGACAACGCUAGUUGAUUUCCCCCUCUACGGAUUCGACAUGACACCGCACUUAGCGCACAAUAACAUGCAGACGCACACCAACUUGAAUAUGCUCGGUGGUUUGGGUUGGUCGCCGUGGAAGAAACCGAGGCCCAGACAAAACCUUCCCAAGUAUGACGAAAAUGUUUACGAUCUUUACGCAAUCUGCAAUCAUCAUGGGCAAGACCUUCAGGGCGGUCAUUACACGGCCUUUUGUCGCAAUCCCUACGAUACUCAGUGGUAUUGUUUCGACGAUACCAGAGUGGAGGCCGUAACAGAUACGAAUCUGAUAACGAGUGCAGCUUACAUGUUAUUCUAUCAGAGGAGAGGACUCACCAAUAAUUCGGCUGGAAACUCCUCGGCAGCUUCAACCAGCUCCGCGGGGUCGGGCCUCGAUCAUUGGGUAUCGAGAAUGCCGCCGUUUUACUUCAGUAAUAAGAAUACGAGUAACGUUGCCGGCAACAAGCAGAGUAAAUCUCAGGAGGUACUGUGUCAGGAUAAAAUCGUGGAAGAGAAAAAUUUGAACAACUUCAACAGAGGAUGUAGGAACUACGCGACGCUUCAACCGAAGAAAAAAAACGUUGCCACCGAAACUGACACCGGAGAAAUCGAUCAUUACUCCGACGACGAAGCACCCUCGAGAAGAGAAUGGGCGUCACCGAAGCCGGUCAGAAAAACGUCGUCGAUUGCACUGACUCCUCUACUCCCAGCUUUAAUUCAUAACGAGAACGGUGAGCCAGAACCCGCUGUUAUACACGAAUCGACUUUGUAACACACAAUUUAAGUCGGAGGUAAGUCCCGACCGAUCGUAAAGCGGGUGGUGGACGUUGCGGCAAUUGAUUCGCAAUUUAUGUUAACGAUUAAAGAAAAGAAAAUAUUGAUAAUAUUAAUUAAAAGAUGGUCAUUUUACGAAAGUCUGAAAAAACUGUUGUAAGUAAAAAGACAGUGAAUAUAAUCUUCAAGUUUUGUAUUUUAAAUAUUGAUUCAUGUGUGAUUGUUCGUCUGACGAGUGAUGACGUGUAUGCAUACGAAAUUUGUGUACAGUUUUUGGAAAUAGUUUAAUAAAAAAGACGAAAAUAAAGGGAAUAAGAAUCGUGCAAGAAGAUAAGACGAAAAUAAAAUGAAGAUCUCAAAAAUAAAACGCUCUUUAACAGAAAAAAAAAAAAACUAUUUCUAAUUAUUGAUUUAAAAUAUAAAUACAUUAUAUAUUGUAUGCUCUAUCGUUUGAACUUGAGUAAUUUACGUAUUUAUAAUAUAUUAUCUAACGUACAUAUUUGUACACCAAUGUAUGAUUUAAAUGUUAUAUAGAAUCUAUAUAUAUAUAUAUACAUACUUUGUGCAGGUAGUUUUAUAGGGAGACCGUCCUCUGAACGUAGGAAGUGUCUACGCCAAAGUUAGGCGAGGGGUCUUUCCAUACAUAGAUUAUUUCUUCCUAUCGACCUAGAUUGUUAUACAUCAGAGAGAGGUAAUGUAAUUGCUCACCAAUUAAAUGUCAUCGUCAUUAUGCAUUUCUAUUUGACAAUUUUCACCGACUAGAGGUUUAAUCAUAGGGAUUUAGAUUUUGAUAUUUUGGUGAUAUAAAACCGUAGUUUGUUCGACUUAUUGAACUACCGAAAAACUCAUGUACUCUGUUUCGAAUAGUGUGAACAAUAAUCAACCCUCUUCAUUUCCCUUUUUAAUAUAUACAUUCUCCUUCUCCAACGUGGUGUGAAAUUGGAAUGCAUUACAUUGACGAAUCUGCGUUAGAUAUAAUAUUUAUAUUGUAUUUGUAUCACCCACUAGUGGCCUUAUCGACUAAUUAACAUUGAACAUACAUAGAAUAACGAGAUUGGUAUAAUAUUUGCAUUAUGUAUAACGUUUUAUUACCAUGUACUAUAUGAAUUAUUAUGUAUAACACUUUAAUACAACGUCAUUCGUGUCGGUUUACACCGACUAAUGAUCGUAGCUAAACCGAUGAAAUUCAGCAGUUGUAUAUCAAUAUUAUAUCAUCAAUUUUUAACGAAUCAUAAUCAUUCCAGAUUGUCGUUAUUACGAAAGAAGAGAGAUGGAGAUGAGAAAAAAAAAAAAAAACUCAAUUUGAAGAAUUUUCAAAUUACUAUAAUUAACAACAUUAUUGCUAGUCACAUACCGUGGACAGAGUUUAGAUGAGAGAAAACGAUAAUUUAACGAUAUCGAAAGACGAAACUCAAACGAACAUUAUUCUAAAGAUACAGCAUUCAUACAGUUCUAUGAAAUAAUUCCACCGGUUUUUUUGUCAUUUUAAUUUUUUUUUUUAUUUUAAUUCAUGAAUAUCGGGUAUUCAUUGUAAAUUUAUAUGAAAUAAAAUUCAGAUCACUUGUUGAGUGUCCUUUGCAUGUAACGUCUAUGGUUAAAAAUUUUGCAUCAAUCAUCGCAUCUUUUUUUAGUCCGUAUCUUCUAGUAGACGGUAAAAUCUUUAGGAAAUCUCGAGAAAUUUUCGUAUUUAUAACGAACACUACGAUGAAGUUUUCUGAAAUAUUUUAUAUCUUGUUCGCUCAGAAAUGAAUAUGUUAUAGUAAUAUAUAAAACGCUGAUAAUAAUCACUCUGUCCAUUUGAAAUUUAAGCCACUUUCAAAUAUUAUAUCCAUCGGAAAUGUGGAUACGCUCAUUGUCAAGCCUUAUACAUCCUGUAAUUUCACUUAUCUAGAUUAGUGAUGUUUGUUUUUUGAUUCAUUUUUUUUUUUUUCGUUUUUUGAUUCGGCUCUGAGGGUUAAUCGGAUGUAAUGAUGUACGACUGUAGAUUGAUUAACGAUGAUAAUUAUCGCGUAAAGUGCUAGUCUAGUUAUAAAGAAAAACUAUAUACAAUACACAUGUAUGUAUAUAAAAAAAAAUCAAAUGUAUAUCGUGUAUAUAAUCAUAUGCAUAGUUCGAUCUGUUGUAAACUUCGUAUAUUUAGUUUACAAAAUUCGAUAAUUUAGCGGAUACCAAAGUAGGUAUGGAUAAUCAUCAAAGAGUAUGGAACUUCCUUUUCGCGAAUAUCCAUAACGUUCUAUAAUCAGGUUGUUCAACCCUAUAAUUCUUAGGUACUUACAAUCGUGUAACGAUACUUAAGAGCUGAAGUAAACUUGUAGGGUUUGAUGAUUCUCACUUUUAGAAAGAGUUCAAAUCUAUAGUAAAAACAGAAUGAAAAAGUAAGUAACUAAAUGAAUAAUUCUAUUUACCGACUCAAAUGAAAACCGCUAAAAAAUCGUGACACUAAGAUAAAUGACCAACGUUACAAUGUUAUUGACUCUAGUAAUAUUAAUAACGAUAAUUUUUAGACUAAACAAUAUUACAUGUUAAAUAGCUACGAAAAUUUAACGACUGAUAACACGAAGUUUCCAUCACCCGACCAUGGCGUUUUCGGUGACUAUUAUAAAUGCCUUAUAUAAUAUAUAUAAAAAUGAAAAUUAAACUUUCGAUAUUAUUCCGAUACCCUCAGAGCCUUCAGGUAUACAAUGUAAUAUACAUACGUUAUAUAUAUACCAUAUAUUUUUCCUCCAAUGUCGCCACAGGUGCGAAGUGCAGCACCGACUAAAAAUAUCCGGGCAUUAAUUAAUAAUAACUAUAACAAUUUAUAGCGAGAUCCAGAAUAUUCAAACAUUUCUAUCAUUAUUUUCAAUUCGAAUCUGUCGAAUGUUCAUCCCCCUCUUUCCUACCCCAUUUAUCUAAUCGUUGAAUGAAAAACCCAUACAUGCAGAACAGACACAUAACAAACAACAACAUUAUAACAGUAGACAUUAAUAUAAAUAGUAUAUUGCAUAGCUAGUGGAAUAUCUCGGUCCACACGCUAUGCACUAUAUUUUGUUCAACAAUUCCUUGAUUCUCGAGAUUUAUUCUGAUCUGCGAAGUAGAGUCUUAGCUGAUAGAAACUAUUUGUGCAGUAUUAACUUUCUUCAGGAUGAAUAAUUGUCUCGGUAUCAGUAACUGAAGCAAUGUUCAUUAAACGACCAAAGUUGUAACACGAUUUCGGAUCUUUAUGAAUUUCGAAUGAGUCGCAAUUCGUUUUGGUAUUUCUGCAAAUGUACUAAUACCAAAAACCCGAACAGUCCAUCUGCGGUUUCUGUAAUUAGAGAAAAAGAAAAAAAGUCUUGGGGAAUUCGCAUAUUUUUCAACAAGGCGACGACUGUCGUGACUGUGUCAUUUAGGGUUUGCUUCGCAGAUACAUGAUAAAAGCUCGACAAUCGGGCAUGCGUUGAAUAAAAAAAACAUUAUAACGGUAGAAAUUGAUAUAAAAAGACUUGAUUUCAAUGAUACGAUGCAUAAGCCUGAAUAAAACUGAUGAUAAAAUCUUAAAA
This is a messenger RNA of Athalia rosae (coleseed sawfly), 6665 nucleotides long. It is a transcript of the gene Usp15-31, whose product is annotated as ubiquitin carboxyl-terminal hydrolase 31. The coding region runs from base 266 to 3142 and encodes 958 amino acids. Gene Ontology annotation, biological process: protein deubiquitination. NCBI's taxonomy places the organism in Eukaryota, Metazoa, Arthropoda, Insecta, Hymenoptera, Athaliidae. Gene Ontology annotation, molecular function: cysteine-type deubiquitinase activity. The transcript is spliced from 4 exons. The record is from RefSeq and is a predicted model, not a curated record.